CCUAACCAAUAACAUCCUUUCUCUACAGGAAACAAUGACCGAGAACAAUUUCCACGUUAGCGUUUUUAUUGUUGCUAUUUUUAAGUUUAUUAACACCAAGUGAAUUAAACGUCCUACUAAUUUAACUGCACAGCAUCACAUAUUUACCCCAUGUAGUCUUUAAUUCGCGUUGAAGACAGGACUUUAUUGAUUGACGUUAUCUAGGCAACGCUAGUUAGCUGCUAACGGUAACUAACAAUGGCUAACUGUAUGGUUUUUCACACUCAAAUAGCCUCCAUCAUGGAGGUUCUAGCGAAUUCAGCCGUGGCAGAGAUCAGUAAACUCGUAGACGACGACUAUGCAGUGUUUCGUUUGGAAAUAACGCAAAGCCAGAAAGAAAACAGGACAUUGAGGAGGAAACUACAGCUACUGGAACUGAAGGUAGCACGGGAGCGCGCAGAGAGGACAAUGCGAGAGCGAUACAGAGGAAUUGCAAGAGGUGAAGGACAUCUCACUGGAGGCCACAGGAAUGUUGUAAAGCCAGCGGGACACAAUGGGUGGAGAAAUGACCAACCCAUAUCUAUAGAUGAGGGGAGUGGAACCUCAACCCAGCAUGUUAUCGUGAUAGAGUCUGUAGAUGCAGAGGCUGCAGGUCCUGGGGUCAAGCAGGAGAGGUCUGAAGGAGAGGACCCACGGCACAGCAGAGACAUCCAGAUUGGAGCAGCGGCUGGAGUGGCACCCCCUGUAACCACAGAGGACCUGACCGCCGCGCCCCAGGCUAGGACCCGUUGCAGCAUCCCGGAGGUCAGUGGAAUGCUGAACGCCGCCCUCAAGUCAGAGACGGAUGCCGAGACUUUAACUGUAACACACCGGCUCUUACACACAGGGUCUGACCACAGAUCAGACCACAGAUCCGACCCAGAGAGACUGGUGCUGGGGCCACUUGUCUGUCCUCCUGCUCCUGGCUCAGAUUACUUACCAGUAUUUCAUCAGAGCCAGAGGACGGUUCAUUCCCGUGGAGAUGGUGACGUGUUAGACACGGGGGUUGAUGAUCUGUCUUGUUCUUAUGAUACAGAGAUGGUCCCUGGCAACAUAUCCUUAGAUUUAGAGACCCAGACUGAUCUGUCUAGAGGGGACUGGAACCGGUACAAUAGUAGUAUAUACUCCGAAGGGUGCCUAGAUAAGAAAGGGGAGGUUAUAGUGGUAGAUGAGGUGACUGUGAAAGUAGAGGGCGAUGCUCCUCCCACAUGGAAUGCAGAUAGUCACCUUGGAGACGGACACUCGCAGGGCAGAGAUUUCUUAGAUUACAGGGGAAGCUUAGAGACCAAUCUAAAUGUCACAACCAAUUCUCCUUUACACGCGUUCAGGGAUCGCAAUCCAGUGUCCACGUCGAUGGGGCCUUCAGAUUCACACGGCCGUGUCCAUUUCGAUCAGGUAUUGAACUCAAACAACAGGGCAAGAGCCCAGGCUCAGGGAGGAGGAGUCACAUCAGGCAAUAGUAAAGAGAAACGAUUCUUCUGCAUGUUCUGUAACAAAGGCUUCAGGUGCCUGCAGAAGGUGGAGAUCCACCAGAGGGUCCACACAGGGGAAAAUCCCUUCAGUUGUACCCAGUGUGAAAAGAGGUUCUCCCGCCAGGACCACCUGAAGAGGCACCAGAUGGUCCAUACAGGGGAGAAACCGUUCAGCUGCCCCCAGUGCGAGAAGAGGUUCUCCCGCCAGGACCAGCUGAAGAUGCACCUGAAGGUCCACACGGGAGAAAGGCCAUUUGUCUGUACACACUGCGGGAAGAGGUUCUCAGAGAGGAGCUACCUCAGGAUACACCAGCAGAAAAUGCAUGCGGCCCUUGUAUAGUGAUAUGUAAUCAGGAUUGAAAGUAAGGCGUUCCUGACGGCGUCCCAGCAAAAUAAAUAGUGGGGUUACGCCGUACCGGUAAAACAUGAGCCUAUCACAAUAAUUAAAAACAAAAUGUAUAAAAAACUUUUGACUAUUAUACCUUUAUUUUUCAUUAGGCUACCGCAUAUCAGAGGCAUGAACAAUUUGCAAAUGGACUUGAAAACAAGUGGUAUAACAAAAUGCAAUGUGGUUCGACGAGAGCACUGAUUUUUCCAAGGCAUAGAUGAAUGGCUGACACAGAGACUUGUGUGGACAGUAGUGUAAAUUCUUGCCUAAUGAAAAUCGUCAAAAUGUUAUUACACUUUGUGGUGGUUUGUGUGACAGAUGUCUCUUUCCAUUUCCAUGUUUGGAGGCUGGAAAUACAGUGUCUUCAGAAAUGAUUCAUACCCCUUGGCUUGUUCCACAUUUUGUUGUGUUACAGCCUGAAUUCAAACUUGAUUAAAAAAAAUGUCUCACCCAUUGCAACAUGUUUUUAGAAAUCUUUGCAAAUUUGUUGAAAAUGGAAUACAGUUAUCUAAUUCACAAUCCUGAGUCAAUGCAUGUUAUAAUCACCUUUGGCAGUGUUUACAUCUGUGAGUCUUUCUGGGUAAUUCUCUAAGAGCUUUGUAUACAUGGAUUGUACAAUAUUUGCACAUUAUUAUUUUAAAAAUUCUUCAAGCUCUGUCAAGUUGGUUGUUGAUUAUUGCUAGACAGCCAUUUUCAUCUAUUGCCAUAGAUUUUCAAGCUGAUUUUAAGUCAAGACAUUUGUUGUCUUGGUAAGUGUAUAUUUUGCCUUAUGAUUUAGGUUAUUGUCCUGCUGAAAGGUUAAUUAAUUUCCCGGUGUCUGGAGGAAAGCAUACUGUACCAGGUUUUCCUCUAGGAUUUCCCUGUACUUAACUCUUAACUUCAAUUUCUCUUUUAUCCUUAAAAACACCACAGUCCUUAACCAUUACAAGCAUACCCAUAACAUGAUGCAGUCACCAUUAUGCUUGAAAAUAUGAUGAGUGGUACUCAGUAAUGUGUUGUAUUGGAUUUGCCCCAAACAUAACACUAUGUAUUCAGGGCAAAAAGUUAAUUUCUUUACCACAUUUUUUACAGUAUUACUUUAGUGCCUUGUUGCAAACAGGAUGCAUGUAUUGGAAUUGUGUUAUUCUGUAGAGGCUUCCUUAUUUUCACUCUGUCAAUUAGGUUAGUAUUGUGGAGUAUCUACAACUUUCUUGAGCCUUCCUCAAUUUUCUCCUGUCACAGCCAUUAAACUCUAACUAUUAAAGCCA
Oncorhynchus masou masou (cherry salmon) is the source of this 3125-nucleotide messenger RNA. Its product is annotated as zinc finger and BTB domain-containing protein 18-like. Gene Ontology annotation, biological process: regulation of transcription by RNA polymerase II; urogenital system development; embryo development. The record is from RefSeq and is a predicted model, not a curated record. Gene Ontology annotation, cellular component: nucleus. The coding region runs from base 238 to 1830 and encodes 530 amino acids. NCBI's taxonomy places the organism in Eukaryota, Metazoa, Chordata, Actinopteri, Salmoniformes, Salmonidae. Gene Ontology annotation, molecular function: RNA polymerase II transcription regulatory region sequence-specific DNA binding; DNA-binding transcription factor activity, RNA polymerase II-specific. The transcript has 3 exons.